AUGAGUGUGGUUGAUGUUUUGUUUCGUGUGGAUGCACUAUGCAAGAAGUAUGAAAAAUACGACAUUGAUAAGCAACGUAAGCUCAACGCCUAUGGAGAUGACGCAUUUGCCAGCCUCCUCGCUUCUUUCGAUUCUCAAAUUGAAGCCGCUCUUCGUAAAUCAGAAAUGGCAUCGAUGGAAACAAACAGGGCUAGUGUGGUGGCCAUGAAUGCCGAGAUUCGAAGAAUGAAAGUGAAGUUGAUGGAUGAAGUGCCCAAACUGGAAAAACUUGCCAAAAAGAAGGUGAAAGGGUUGUCAAAAGAGGAAUUAGCGGCUCGAUGUGAUAUGGUUCUUGCACUACCCGAAAGGAUUCAAGAAAUACCUGAUGGAACCAGAAGCAGAUCAUCACCCCAUUCAUCUACUACUACAAAGAUUAACUUGGAUUCAGACCGCAUCUUUGGAGAUGAAUAUUUCCAACAAAGUGAAGAAUCAAAGCAGUUUAGAUCAGAGUAUGAGAUGAGGAAAAUGAAGCAAGAUGAAGGUUUGGACGUCAUAUCGCAGGGUCUUGAUACACUCAAGAAUUUAGCUCAUGACAUGAACGAGGAAUUGGACAGGCAAGUUCCCUUGAUGGAUGACAUUGAACAAAAGGUUGACAAAGCAUCAAGUGACAUUAGAAACACCAACGUCAGACUCAAGGAGACUCUCAUUAAGAUGAGGUCUACUCGAAACUUUGUAAUCGACAUCAUCUUGUUAUGUAUAAUCUUAGGCAUCGCAUCGUAUUUGUACAAGUAA
This is a messenger RNA of Cynara cardunculus var. scolymus (artichoke), 771 nucleotides long. RefSeq names its product syntaxin-71-like. Gene Ontology annotation, cellular component: endomembrane system; membrane; SNARE complex. The record is from RefSeq and is a predicted model, not a curated record. Gene Ontology annotation, molecular function: SNAP receptor activity; SNARE binding. NCBI's taxonomy places the organism in Eukaryota, Viridiplantae, Streptophyta, Magnoliopsida, Asterales, Asteraceae. Gene Ontology annotation, biological process: intracellular protein transport; vesicle fusion. The transcript is spliced from 6 exons. Bases 1 to 771 code for a protein of 256 amino acids.